GGCUACUACCACUUCGCAGUCACCGGGAUCGCGGGAAGCGGCAAGUCGUCUCUCAUCAACGCCUUCCGCGGCCUGCGCAACCGCGAUGCAGAGGCUGCUGCGACUGGCAUCGCGGAGACGACAUUGCAGACGGCUCGCUUCCCCGACGCAGACCCGGCCAACCACGUCGUAUGGUACGAUAUCCCGGGCGCGGGGACGCUAAAGAUCCGCGACUGGCAGUACUUCAACGACCAGGGCCUCUAUGUCUUCGACGCGCUGGUCGUCCUCGUCGGCAAUCGCUUCACAGCCACCGAUGUUGCCAUUCUGCGCAACGCACGCCUGUUCAAUAUCCCGUGCUACAUCGUCCGCUCAAAAGCAGAUGCACACAUCCGCAACGUGAUGAUUGACAUGGGAUAUGACAGCGACGACGACGAGCAGGACACGAGAAGCCGAGGGACACUCGAGGCUACGGCUCGAGAGCACUUUGUCAGCGCGACAAGGAAUAACGUGCGGGAGAACUUGCGCAACGCGGACCUCCCCGACCAGAUGGUGUACAUCCUCUCUAACUCGACAAUGCUGAGCGUCGUCAAGGGU
Molecule: messenger RNA, 573 nt
Organism: Coniophora puteana RWD-64-598 SS2
Lineage: Eukaryota; Fungi; Basidiomycota; Agaricomycetes; Boletales; Coniophoraceae
Exons: 1
Cellular component (GO): membrane
Molecular function (GO): GTP binding
Source: RefSeq, a predicted model, not a curated record